AUGGACUCAGUGAAUAUUUGGUGGAAUUUGUCUUCGACUGUACGUCUUGCCGCAAUUUCAUGGGUUAUAGCAGCUAAUUGGGUAGAUGUGGAUCACCCGUUCUAUGAUACUCAACGGGACCAAAAGCGUCAAGGCUGGGUCAAUAUCAAUGCCUUCACGGCCAAGCUCCAUAAUACCGGCAUUCGUCCGGAGGGCCGCGGCCAGCUCCGUCACGGAAGUUGGGUCCUGAGGAAGACACUGGAGAAGGCCCCAUGGGAAGUAUUCCAUCAUAAGGACAUCGAGGAAUAUCUGGAAUGGUUGCAGGACGGGUACGUGGAGGAUUAUGAGGGCGAACUGGACGAGGAGUACAACGACAAACGUGAUCACUUUCUCGAGGAAAUUGACAUCAGAACCCUCAACGGAUGGAUACCGGGUGCAGCACAAUGGAUCAUGCUCUGUGGAAAAGAGAUCUACGGGAUGGAGGGCUCCCUGGGGAAGGAGUGGCCCACGAAGUGGACUGGACAAGAGGGAUGGUCGAAGCAGCGAUGGGCAUUCUGGAGAGAAAGGUUUGAAUGGGCCAGCACGGUGACUGCUCUAGACCGAAAGACACGACAGCUUGCCCGGCAAAUGGUAGAUGAAAUGAGACGAAUUGAAGGGGAAGACACCCGGCAAUAG
This is a messenger RNA of Aspergillus oryzae RIB40, 654 nucleotides long. RefSeq lists its product as uncharacterized. NCBI's taxonomy places the organism in Eukaryota, Fungi, Ascomycota, Eurotiomycetes, Eurotiales, Aspergillaceae. The transcript has a single exon. The record is from RefSeq and is a predicted model, not a curated record. Bases 1 to 654 code for a protein of 217 amino acids.